AAGUUUCACUCGGAUUACUUCACGAUUCGUGAGUGGGCAGCACCACACCCUAGGCCUCGUCCGAUUAUAUAUAUCCCGGAGCCUCUUGGACACAUUCACUCCUGGUCUUGUGUUUGGUGGUGCAGCGGUUAAGUACAGUACACGAUAAUGCGUGUGCUGCUCCUGUGUUGUGUUGUGGGGGCGGCCCUGGCCUGGCACCAGCCCACUGCCCCUCUACAAACUUGUGAGGACACUGUCCACACUAUCACCAGUGGUCAUACCGAGAUCUCUCCAGUAACGUCCCUCGUCACCUUGUACACACACAUAUUCGUGUAUAAAGACAUUAACAUAACCUCAACCAUCAUGCAACCAUCAACAGUGAUUGUGACUUCGAGAAUGACUGAUUUUCCGGAUCUCGUGACGGUGACAGCCACGAACUCUCUCACCUCUACCGUCUUUGUGGCCAGUAAUGACACCAUAUCUGACACACAAUUUGUGACACGUACUUGCAACAUCAUGAUGACCAAUAUUCAUGUGGGUUUUGUGUACUGGAGCAAAACGCGAACUUCAACACUCACAACCACCAAUACGGACACGAAACAGUUGACGGAAACGCUGUACAGGACACGUAUUUGCACUUCUACUGAUUACAAGACACUUAGGGGAACCUCUCGAGUGCCAGAGUUCGUCACCGUCACCACACCCGUAAUCAGCCGAAUAUAUGUGACCACGACGACCUUCCACUAUCACACCGUCGAAGUGACCACCACUUUGUUGACAUCCAUCGAGACGGAGUCCACUUAUUGUCCCACGGAGACCAGCAAGUUUGACAUAAAGCAACAUUUAGAAUCUAAAGUCCAAGACUUUAGCGAGAAACUUUCAGAGUUAAAAGAUAUACAUAUUGCAGAGAAACAGCAUUUCCACUCUAAGGUUCAAGACUUUAAUGAACAUGUUUCAGAAAUUGGUGAUGUUAUCUUAGACUUAAAAAAGAAACAUCUUGCCCACAAACAUAAGGCAUUCUUCAACCAUGUGCCAUAAGGCAUCUACCAAAAUAACUUAGAUAAUUGGGCGCGUUUACUGUCGCCUGAUGCCCCUCUCCACCUAGCAGUAAGUAGGUACCUAGCUUGUACCUAUUUAUAUGCAGCGUUAGUCACCGUGUUGUGGGGUUAUAGUCUGGGAAGGCCCAGUAUUUCGACCCUGGGGUGACCACGAUAAGAGUCUAAAAUAUACUGUAUAUAUAUAUAAACUGGGUACCUGUCCCCCGUCACAUUGAAUUAUGAAUUAACAAUGAAUUAUAAUUGGUUGGAUUAUAAGCAUUUUAGGAUGAAUUUUAUAAGAAUCUAUUAUUAAUUGCAUAAUCUCCAGUUUGAUUUCCUGGAAUUAUUGUCUUAAACUUAAAUAAACUGUCAAAUAUU
Procambarus clarkii (red swamp crayfish) is the source of this 1394-nucleotide messenger RNA. Its product is annotated as RNA-directed DNA polymerase from mobile element jockey. Lineage: Eukaryota; Metazoa; Arthropoda; Malacostraca; Decapoda; Cambaridae. The record is from RefSeq and is a predicted model, not a curated record.